ACGCUUGCGUCAUGCAGAUUGCAAGCUCUGGCGCGUUCUUGCCCCUGUGCUCGUCCGCUCCCUCCUCGUCUCGACCUCCAUCCUUGUCUAGGAGCUGCCCCGUGAUUCCCUGCGUCGCUGCCUCGUCGUGGUUCGCCUUAAAUGAGCCGCUAGCUCCAUGCCCGUGUCGUGCCCCGCCACUGUCCACCAUUAGAGCUUGGUCGGGAGCUUGUCCGUGAGCUCUAGAGCGUUUCCCCGCGCCUAUAUAAGAUGCCCCCGAGUCCUCCGGCAGCUCCCAAGCCCCUCCCUCGCCUCAUUUUCCCACCGGAGCAGCCCCUCUCCUCUUCUUUUCGCUGGAGAUCGCCAUGGCCGCCUCGGUUCCUCCUCGGUUCUGGCGAGCCUAGUCCAUCUCCUCUCCUACCGAGCUGUCCAACGCGUUCCUCUCAUCACCGCGGUUCGCCCCCACCCUCUUGCCCAUCGCCGGAGAGCCCCGUGGCCGCGUUCCUCGAGCUCGGCCGUCGCCUCCACCUCUCGGCCGCUUCCUUGUCCGGCCUCCCCGAGCUCCCUCACGCCCUCCCAUCACCUCCACCGUCUUCCUCUCACUCCGGCGCCCCGCCUCAACCCACUCAACCUCGCCGGAUCUGCCGUUUCUCUGAAGAUCAUCUCCACCACCACCGCCUCUGUGGUCUCUUGUCGCCGCGGCCUCCCCUCCUCCCCGCGCCUCCCCGGUGGCCGCCUCCCCUCCUCCCCGCGCCUCCCCGGUGGCCGCCUCCCCUCUGGAUGGAUGCGCCAGGCGCCGCCGCACCCGCUGGUGGCCUCGGCCGGGCGGGAGACGGCCGGAGCCGCCCGGGCCGCUCGCCGGUGGUCGCCUCUGUCUCGCCCUGCUUCCUGCUCUGCCCUGGUCGGGGUCGCGCGAGGAAGAGGACGAGCGUGGCUCGCCCCCCACCAGUGGGCCCUCCUUGCCUCCUUGGCCCGCCUGUCGUGCCUGGAUUGCUUGCUUGUUUGGUGUGGUUUCUAUGUUCGCGAGCUAGGAUAAACAUUCCAGCCAGAGUCCCUGCGGAUUGGAGUCCAUCAUAGCCGUUCGUUGUUCCGCUGUCAAUAGUUGUUCCGCUGCGAGUAGAGGUUCCGCUGCCCCGAGUUGUUAUGUUGCCUGCAUAGAGCAACUGUGGUUGGCGUAGUGUCGCCGUGCCGGUGUUAUUCAUUGUAAUAUCGGAGACCUUCUAUUCAUAUUCCUGUUGUAAUAGAGAGCUAGUUUGUUCUAUAAUAAGCAUUGCCGUAUUCUAGAA
This is a messenger RNA of Aegilops tauschii subsp. strangulata, 1265 nucleotides long. Lineage: Eukaryota; Viridiplantae; Streptophyta; Magnoliopsida; Poales; Poaceae. The record is from RefSeq and is a predicted model, not a curated record.